AUGGGUGCUAAUAAUGCAGCAAUGAAUUUGGACAGCCGGGACAAUAAUGUAGAAGUGUGUCAAGAGAGAUGGACAAAGGGAACGGGAAGUUUUAUUUCGGAUGAUCCUGAUUUGGUCGAGAGUGCCUUGAAUUUAAGACAAAUGACAGCAGCUUUGUCUGGUGGUAUUUUUCCGAAACUGUCGGUUCAAAACAUGCUAAGAAUUCGAGAAAUAGGUAAACGAGAAAGGCCGAGAAAUCGCCACAUACUUGCUGAACAAAAUGCAUCAGUUUCUUCCCUAAACGGUGCUUUCAGCCUUGGUGAAAAAGCUUCUAUAAUCAAUAAAUAUCUUCCAAACCAAAGAACUGUGAUCGAAACAGUAAAUACAAAAACAUUCUGCUGUUUGUAUUUACCGCACAAUAGGAUUGUUACUGCAAGUCAAGAUGAUAAGUUACGUUUUUAUGCACGGAAAGAUCGUGUGCAAUCUAAAUAUACAUUGCUGCAUCCGUCAAUUCAGUAUUCGGUUCCUGACGUCGGCUGGAGUAUUCUUGAUAUAACUACUAAUUCUCUUGGUAGUCAAAUUGCUUACUCAACGUGGAGCGAUUCCG
This is a messenger RNA of Acanthocheilonema viteae, 586 nucleotides long. The record is from the annotation of a GenBank genome assembly. NCBI's taxonomy places the organism in Eukaryota, Metazoa, Nematoda, Chromadorea, Rhabditida, Onchocercidae.